Messenger RNA from Racocetra fulgida, 1007 nucleotides. Lineage: Eukaryota; Fungi; Glomeromycota; Glomeromycetes; Diversisporales; Gigasporaceae. The record is from the annotation of a GenBank genome assembly.
GUUGCAAAUUGGAUAAAGAAAAAUUUACAACCAUUCAUAUUCACCAACAAUAUAAUAUACCUAAUCGUGGGCGGGACAAAGGCUUUAUUAGCCGCAACGUCUUAUCAAAUAAACGUAAAGCAAAAAGUUCCAACAAAUCUACCAAAAAUAAAAGAAAAAAAUCGGCAAAAACUAAAAAAAAAUCCGAAGCAAUUGUUAUCCACUCUGAAGAUUCAAAUGAAAGUGGACACGAAGAAAGCUCAAAAAUUGAUAAACUUGAAUAUCAAGAACGGUUGUUGGCAUUAAAAGAACGUGAAUUAGCCUUAAGAGAACGUGAAGCAAAAGUCCAUUCGGUUGAAUUGACAAAUCUUGAAAAAGAACAAAAAUUGAACUACAAUUUAUUACAAAUCACAGAAGUAGUAAUCGCUCCACCGACACUAUUUCUCGAUCUGGCACAUAGAUCUGUUCGUGAUGGUAUUAGUAUUGCCGCUCAAAAUGCUUUUAAUUGCUCUAAAGGAGCUUACACUGGUGAGGUCAGUCCUGAACAAUUAAAGGACCUUGGUAUUGAUUGGGUAAUCUUGGGCCAUUCAGAACGUAGGGAGAUCUUUAAAGAGUCUGAUGAAUUUGUUGCUUCUAAAGUAGCACAUGCCUUAAAUGCCAAUAUGAAAGUGAUAGCCUGUAUUGGAGAAAAAUUAGAAGAACGAGAGGCUGAAAAAACUGAAGAGGUUGUGAUCAGACAACUUCAAUGUAUAGGUGAGAAGGUCGAUAAUUGGAAGAAUGUUGUAAUUGCCUAUGAACCUGUUUGGGCAAUUGGUACUGGAAAAGUAGCAACGCCACAGCAAGCCCAGCAAGUUCACGUUAUCAUUCGAGAUUGGUUAGCAAAAAAUGUAUCCCAACAAGUAGCCCAAGAUACGCGUAUUAUCUAUGGAGCGAAAAAACCUGAUGUUGAUGGAUUUCUUGUCGGUGGUGCUUCCUUAACAGAGCAGUUUAUUAAAAUUAUCAGUUGUUUCAUUCCUCCCGAAAACUAA